Xyrichtys novacula (pearly razorfish) is the source of this 10170-nucleotide messenger RNA. The record is from the annotation of a GenBank genome assembly. NCBI's taxonomy places the organism in Eukaryota, Metazoa, Chordata, Actinopteri, Labriformes, Labridae.
AUAGACUUUUCUUAUUUUUCCUUGUGUGUGUUUAAGUAUAUUUGGAAACUACAGGAUGAGACAAACUACAGACUGUGGCUCUGUAGCAGUUCUCCAGCCGGACAGAUGAGUGAGAAACAUAAAGAGGAAGCGGUAGGGCAGAGUUUGGGGAGUUUCUGGACAGCCAUUGCAGAGUCGUGGCUCAGUAACAAAACACGAUAAAGGAGAAGAAGAAGAAGAAGAAGAGGACCUGGCGUUUCGCAGCCUCUCUGUUUUUUUCGACUAAAAGGACCAAUUUCAUGACCAUUAGAGUUCACACAUUUGGUUAAAUAAUCUCCACCUGAACAACGGGUAAGUGUUAUGAGAUAUUUGUCCUCACAAAUGAUCUGAAAAUGUGAAUGUUCGGCAUCCCGGCUCCUGGCGAUGCUACAUUAGCAUUGCUAACACCAAGUUGGCUAACUUGGCUGUUAUAAAAGCGACUCGAUCUGGAUUUUAACUAAACCAGCUGUAAUGUCUAUAUUAGAGAUUGACAGUCAUUGUUGGAAUCAAUUUACUAACCCAGUCUCCAGUAUUUUUCUGCUAUCAGUCCAUCGGUCAGUCAUUUUUGUGGCUAACUGCUUUAGCCGGUUGAUGCAACGUAGCCUGUUAGAGGAGAUGACACGUAGCUAGUUCUUCCGACCAGCAGCGCACUCGCCAGCCUCACCAAAGCUCAGUAUCACCACUUAAAGUGUGUUUGACCCGAUGUUACACUGAUAUUCGGGCUAAAAUGAAUCUUAAUUGUCGUAGUGAAUACUGUCAAAGGCAAACCAUUAGCCCUUAAAGGUAAAGGUUAGCUAACUUGGCUGCUACGUUGACAGCGGCUGUGAAAACGAGACCAGAACCACCAUCUAAACUCUAUAUAAUACUUUUAUUUACCUCAAAAGAAAGGACGUUUAUUUACAACAUCUGACUCAAAGCUUGUCGAAAAUUUGAUUAAUAGAGACUAAACUGUUUUCAUGACAGAUAUGGACUUUAAAGUACACAAAUGUAAUUAAAAUAAGCACGAACAAGAAAAGGAUGUGGACACGUAUCUAAAAGAGGGAUAUAAUGUACUCUAUUAAGCAAACGUUACUUUAGAUUUACUAACUUCAACUGUUUUUACGAGAUCUUGACUUAUUUAUCUUGUUUUGACAUGACAACAACCCAAGGCUUCCCACCAAGAGGUACUUUAUGUUUGUUUUCCUGAUAUUUCCACUUAAAAUAUUUGAGUAAGGACAAUCAAAUUUACUUUUACGAUCCUGCUUAUUAUUUAAUUUUAACCUGACAUAAUAGCUAGACCGCUAAUUUUUUCAGAACUUAAAAAACAAAGCAAUAGGUUGUUAACCCCGAUAUGAUGUUUUCCCAAAGUUAUGAGGUGAAUUCAGCCUAUUUUAGGUUUUUACAACUCCAGAAAUAGUGAUAAUGAUCAUCCAACGAAUCAUCAAGAUCCCUUAAUACAAGUAAAUCAACUCAGUAGCCUGCAAAAUGUUGUAAAUACAAAGUCUGUAUGCAUGUCUGCUUCAAAAUGUCAUUACAAGAAACAAGAAAAGUUGAUUUUAAGCCAGUUUGGAAAAAGUUUGUAUUAGUCUAGUAGUCAUAAAGUUAGUUUAUUACAUUUUAGACUGUAGAAUAAAGCUAGCAAACUCUCAAAAUGUUAUUUUUCACCAUGAGUAUAGACAGUCCUAGUCCUUUAUAUACAGUCCUUAUAGAUAGAUAGAUAGAUAGAUAGAUAGAUAGAUAGAUAGAUAGAUAGAUACUUUUUUAAUCCCAAAUUCAAAUUCAGCAUAAACUUAAACGAUUAAUCUUUCUGGUAUGAGACAUUUAACUGAUAACAGAUGUCACAUUUAGUUUCUCUUUGCUUGCAUUUCUAGAUGAACCCCUCCUUUCCGCCUUCAAAUAUCUCACCUUAAUAAUAAACAGUUCUGUCACACAUGUCUAUACUGGUAUUAUGUAAACCCGUAUUUGCCCGUAGUCGCUUUCAGUUACUGUCAAACUCUUUCACACUCGCAGCUGCAUCACGCCACAUGUGGGAGCAUCAGUCUGCAGCACCGGCUCUCGGUGUCGUAGCAGAAAGCCAGGCGGGCGUGUGAGCGUGUGUGAUUAGAGUGUAGCAACAGCUGACGUGUAGUUCAGCUGUAUUUGCGUGAUCUUGAACUUUAUACCUACCAUAUACUUUAGCCCCAGUGUUGUUUGCAUGUUGCGUAAUAAGGCUAGAGGUCAGCGCUUGCACCCUCCACUGAUUCCUCUGCGAAUUUUACAGAAACAGUGAAACAGUAAGGAAAACAGAGCUGCUGUGUAAUAUUGUAAUAUGACUUACAACCUCUUUUAUAUAGGUUAUAAAAUCAUUUAGACAACUGAAAGUGGAAGUUUGUGUUUUUCUCAUCUUCCUUUCACAGAUUUUCAUAUUCACUCCUGUAGCUGAAACUGCAGAUCACAGGUCUCUAAAAAGACGAGAAAAGAAGCUUGUGUGAACCAGAAUCUGCUGCAUGUGUUAUGUGACAAAACUGUUUGAUGUUCGACAUAAUAAGCGGGUCCUACCCUGGAUUGGUUUUUAUUUUAAUUGAAACACAAUCUGCCGAGUUUCUCCUAAAAGGCUAAAACUCGUCUGUAUUUCUAAGGCCCCUUGCUGAUGGGUUGUUGAGGAGCUGUAAGCCGUCGUGUGAUCAGAGCUCUGAAUCUCCAGUGCUGCUGUCCAGACUCCUAUUGAAACAAGCUUAUCAUAGGCUGAAGAGUGCCAGUCGUCAUUCUUAUCUUCAGAAAGAUUGACUCAGGCAGAUUGAGGCGGUCUGCAUCUUCUUAGAGCUCAGUGCUGUCACUUGUAUCGUGUUUGUGGUGGGUCAUGCUGGCUGGUUUCUAUUGAUUGCACUGUCAGUGAGAAAUACUUGAUUAAUUAGUCUUGAGCGACACUACUCUGAGUGAGCUUGCCACGCAAUAUAAAUGAAUAUUAAACGAUUAAAUCCAACAAUAUACAGACAUUUGGAUGUGAACGUUCAAACUGUGGAUUUAUCCAAAGAACUAAACGUCAUCAAAUCUGAACAGGAAUUUGUCAUUUAUCCCCCAUCUCACUGUCUUCUUAAGGUUGGGUGGCUAAAGCUCAGUAUUAUUACAUAAGUUAAAUAUUCCAUGUUUCAUCUGCUUUCUGUCUUGUGUCAGUUUAGCAUGUGAAGCAUAAUGAAAACAUCAAAAACCUGCAGUCUUGUGUGAGGAUUUCCACAGAGAUUAUACAGUGGUGCUAUUUUAGCAGCUAUGGAGGGGAAAAAAUCUCUUUAGUAUUCUGUUCAUGUUGGGGAUAUCAGAUACUGUCUGGGUGCUCUCGUUCAAGUUUCUAAAAUCAUUCUCCAUCUACAUUCAUCAAAAAGAAAAGAAAGCUGUGGAUAAUAUGAGUGAUACAGUCAUACAUUAGUAAAAUAAAAACCUAUGGACACAGUCAUACUGAUUCUUCUUAACAACGAUGGAUGUUGUGAACAAACUAACUCCACUCUUUUGUUUUUGUGUGUUUUUCCAGGACCCAACAGCUCCGGAUAUGUCAUUCUUUUUUGACUGGGUUUUUAAUAGUUUCAAUACCGUGCUACAGUUUUUAGGUGAGUAUCAGUGAUCCCACACUCCAAGGAAUUGUAAUUCUGUAUUCAAUGUGUUUUCAGAAUGCCAAAACCAAUUUGUAAUGCUUAAGUAUUGGAGUUUAAACAGUGGCGUCAGAGCGUAUAACCACAAAACUAUUGAUUUAAGAUAAGAGUGUGAGUCUCACGUCUUCCUUCUGUGGUCACUACAGCGACAGGUCAGUGUUUUACCUCAGUCUACGAGUCCUAAAGUGGAAAGUGGGUCUUACAAAGUCCCCUCUUAGCCUCACAAGUGUCGGCUUUGUUCCCGCCAUCCCUGUCGUCGUAGAGGCAAAUAAGAAGAAGCAGAGUUUCUGUUGAAGUGGUGCCGUAUGAUGAGCUCUGCUGACUUUAAUCUGAAGCACAAAUAACAUGACAGUUCAGAAAGCAACUCUCAAAAUACUUAUUCCCUCUUUUAAGCAAAAACGAGUGACCCUCACAGUUCUAGCUCUAGUCCUCUCAAGUGGUCCAAUUUGUAGGAAACAAAUUAAAUCAGCUAACCCUGGAUUGAGCACCAACACAAGCUGGAUUACAGAGUUGAUUCCUGUUGGGACAUCAGGUGCUUCUUUGGUUUUUGUGAGGCGUUUUGGCUGAAAGCAUGCGCUCAGUAGCAUGUAUUAUGUUAUUUUUCACCUUCUUAUUUUGGUCACUAAAUUGUCAUUUUUGGGUCUGAGGAUAAAAAUGACUGCAGUGCUUUCAUUCUUCUCAUUUUUUUAAAACCUAAACCACCUCCUACCUAAUGCUACUUUAACCAGAGGUGAUCAGACUGUUUGUAUUAUUCCUGCUCCUGCAACGCUGAACUUUCAUCUGUAAACAAAGGACAUGUCUCUUACAGAAAUUGACCACUAUUAUAGACCCCAGCUUCUUGUAUCCAGCUGAUAUCUGGUGGAAAAUCUUGUUAAGUGUACCAGCUGCUCCUCUCCCAGAGGUAUGCUGUACUAGUUUCUGUGUCAGAGCCCCUCCUGUAAAGUAGUCGGUCCUGUUCUCCCUGUCGGACAGGUAGCUUUGUGCUGUUGUGAGUUACGGUGACGUCUGUUAGAGCUGACUCAGAGAAAAAAAAAAAAAAGGAGUCACAUAUACAUUGGGUAUCACCAUGCUGACUCAGAGAGAGGUAAUCACAAAGACUGGUAAUCCCGUCACAAGCUCCAAGGAAAAAGGGAGCCUUAUUUACACCUUCUGUCCUCUUUGUUCUGUUAGUCAUCAUUCUUAUCCUACGCAGCUGCCGAUGAUGAAAGUAAAAUCUUGUUAGGUUGUCUUUGAAGCAGGGCUCUUAGCAUGGGUGUAAGUUAUCAUCAUGACUAUUCCUCAGCAGAAUUACAAUCAUCUUUACCUACAUGAGGGCUUGUUGUAACUUGAGUCAUUUUUUUUAAACCUUUAUACUGAUACUAAGUCGACAUCAGAGAACGGCAAAAAACAGACUUCUGAUUUCAGUCAGAGAAAAUAUUUUUGCAUAAUUUCCACAUCAGGUUCUCAGCCUGAACAAGUCUGAGCUUGGCAACCCCUCUGCCAAGUGUCAGCUCUGUACUUUCAUCUCAAACUCUAAAUUCAUUUCUCAAGUGUCACCUGACUGAUACCCAAGUUUAAAUGUAGUCUUUUCUUUUUAAAUGUAAAACACCAGGCUCAUGCAACAGGCAACAUGAAAAAUGGCGAUUUCUUGUAUCCUAAAAUACCUUUUGGCCUCUUUUCAGGACUGUACAAGAAAAGCGGCAAGUUAGUAUUUCUUGGCCUGGACAAUGCUGGCAAAACGACGCUACUGCACAUGCUCAAAGAUGACAGAUUGGGACAGCAUGUGCCAACUUUACAUCCAAGUGAGUUGUCGCCGCACUCCCACACACAUUCAGUUAGGUGUUAAAAGCCAUCCAUGCGAAAACACAUCGACCAAAUUAUUCACAGGCUUUUGUGUUUUCCAUGCGAUUGAACUACUCCUGAAUGGGUGCAAGCUGGGAGUGCACUCAAAACAGUGUUAAAUAUUCUGGUUCAUACAUCAUUUGUUAUUGGGCUUAUCAUGUUGAUGCUGCACAUGUGAAAGUAAUGAUUUUUCUUUUGUGUUUUAUUAACUAUCUGACGUUUGUUUCUGUUGUCUUUUUGCAGCUUCGGAAGAGCUGACGAUUGCUGGCAUGACUUUUACCACCUUUGACCUUGGAGGCCACGCACAAGGUGUGUGAUUUAAAAGUACUUUUAUUAGCCAGUUUCCAUCAAGCAACAUGCAUUAUCAACAUAAGGCAUUUGUGCAGUGCUCUGAGAAACCUCUGUUCUGUACGAGUGCUGACAAAAAGGUAGUAGGAUAGGUCACAGUAAAAUUUGUCUCACAGUAAAAGAAAGACAGGACUGUAAAACUCAAGUGUUUGUUUUAUUUGUUUGUUUUAUUUGUUUGUUUUUUUCCACACAGCCCGCAGAGUGUGGAAAAACUACCUCCCUGCCAUUAACGGCAUUGUCUUCCUUGUGGACUGUGCAGACCACAUCAGGUUGGCUGAAUCUAAAGCAGAGCUUGAUGUAAGUACCUGCUACAUGCCCUCUGAUUUAGCGAGGUGAAACAGUUAUUUUGUAUUAAGAGCCUAAAAACAUUGGAAAAAAAGAUGCACUACAUAUAAAUGCUUUGUUGUGUUUUGUUUACUGUAUGUCCAAUGUUGAAGUAGUUGUAGUAGGUUAGUUAAUAAAUUGUUUUCACCAAAUUCUCAAAGUCUGUGACCAAGAUUUCUGUCUCUUGUGUCGAUGCUCAAUGUUGAGUUGUGGCGUCUUCAGGUUAAUUUUAGAGUGAAAAUUGAUGCCGUAGCAUUUGACAUACUUGAUUCAAAUACUUGAAAAUAUUAGAUAAAUACAUGCCUCACAUUAACUGGCAUAACCCUUUCGAAUUAACAGAUUUUGGGAAAAUAAGUCAGGGGAUAGCCCUAAAAAUGACAUCUCGAUAAGCAGAAGUAAAGGCAGCACAGGCAGAUGUUUUCUCUAUGUUUAGUUAGAGGCUAAUUUGAAAUGAAAACAGAUCUGGGGAAAGCAGGAAAAUUAGUUAAUAGCUGAGUUGAAUAGCUAUAAAUUAAUCCAAGAUAGGUUAAAAUAUUAUGCAUUUUAAAUGUAACAAAGAAGAGUGUGAGUGUAGAAUUUUCCUUAUUAUCAUGAGUACACCUGCAAAAGCCACAUUGUAAUAACUUUUCUCCCCUCUCAGGCAUUAAUGACAGAUGAGACCAUUGGAAAUGUGCCUAUCCUGAUCCUGGGCAACAAGAUCGACAGAAACGACGCCAUUAGUGAGGAGCGAUUGAGGGAAUUGUUUGGAUUGUAUGGACAGACGACAGGCAAAGUGAGUAGACACCUCACCUUCAUCGCACUCCGAACACGCUGCACUUUUUCCGACACCUGAUCCUAAGAGUCCUAAGUCGGGCAUUUCUUCCAAAUUAAAGAUAUCGGUUUCAAUUGUUGGCAAAUAAAAGCCUGGAGAUCCAUUAAGAAGCCUCACCAUAGUGCACUGACAUAAAAAACUCUUGUCAAAGUAGGUUUAAGUGACUACAGGCAUGAUUCACAAGACUAUUAGGGGUCAGUAUUACCUUUAUAACGUGGUAAAGAUUAGAUUAAAGUUUGCUGGUGGACAGUAUUUUCCUGCAAGAGUUGAACUAAUACUCUCUCUUACAUAUUUACACGUUAAAUAGAUCCCUUUCUUUGUAAUAACAAGAGCAAAGAUUUUGUGCUAGCUGUAGUUGUGGCUGUUAGCAUUUUGACAGAGCUCUGCAGAGAGAGAUGGAGUCAGGGACGGAGAGACAGAGUGUUUUUCUUUUUUUUAUAUAACAUCUAGUUAAUAUUUAAGUAAAACUCCUGCUCUGACUAUAAUCACACCGAUCACACUGUAGUUGGCUGAAAAACACUCAAAGUUACAGGGUUUCUACCCAAGUAUGGAAAUAAGUGUGAUCAAUUUCCAUGGAAAAUGAAAAAUGAAGUAUCCAGACUAUUACCACAGUUCUAAAAUACUGUUUUCUAAAAUAGAAAAGUAGGUAUUUCCAAAAAUUGGUCUAAAAAGUAGGGUAUGGAAAAGUAUGGAAAUUCCAUCUGUGUAGGAACUAGAGGAUGAGAUUUUUCGAGAAUUCCCGUGGGUCACGUGAUUCCUGCGGGAAUCCCACGGGAUGGGAGUCAUUUUUUAAUUAAUCCUGUGAUCUGGUCGGGACGGGAAAAAAGCAAUGGGAGCGGGCAGGAGUGAGAACAACAUUAAUAGAUGAUCAUUUUCAGCCGUGUUAAACAACCAGACGAACAGAUGCGUCCAUUUUUGUAGUCAUCUCUCAGUGAGAGCCAACACAAAAGAACUACAACAGUGGUUUGACUUCCUGUCACCACCGGAAGUGAAAAGCGACUCGGAGCGACUGCAGGUGUUGCCAGGAGCGACUGCCGCUCCGACUCGGCUGCCACUUUUACCUAAAAUUUUUAAUUUAUUUAUGCAUAUUAUGCACUGCACUUUUCCUUAAAAUAAAAAAAUGCAACGUUUUUUUCAACAUGUUUGGAGCGGGACAGGAGUGGGAGUAAUUUUGAGUGGAGGAGGGAUGGGAGUGGGAGUCAUUCUAUGGGAGUGGGGGAGGACAGGAUUGAUUUUUUUACUCUGGUCCGGGAUUGGGACGGGACAGGAUUUUUUUCUCUGGGAGUGGGACGGGACAGGAGUGAAAAUCCGCUCCCGUGUCAUGCUCUAGUAGGAACCCUGAAGUUAUUGCAGUUUUUUUAGUUUUUUUUUUUUUAAGAGAACAAGAAGAAACUGCAGUGUGACUUAGUUUCUCAUUUUUCCUCACAGGGCAACAUCGCUAUGAAGGAGCUGAACACGAGACCACUGGAGGUGUUCAUGUGCAGUGUGCUGAAGAGGCAGGGCUACGGCGACGGCUUCCGCUGGCUCUCCCAGUACAUCGAUUAAAGCAGCCGAGCCCCGUAAUACAUCGACGACACCACCACCAUCAAGGGGGCGCUAAAACCCAACCACUCAAGACGCCCAUCGUUGCCACCAGUACCAUCUUACUCAGCCCCAUGUUUGGUAAACAAGUCUGCCUCCACCUUCAGAGAAACCAGUACAACUUGAUCCCAAUAGACUUUUAUUGGUCGAACAUUUGGUUCCGCACUUACAGAAAUCAUACCUGUAUGAGCACACGCGCACACUCAUGUCCAUCUCCGUCUUUUUCUAAGAGAGUAACAUAGCAUUGGUUCCUCCGCAAAGGGGUGUUCAAAUUCAAACGGAUGAGUCUUUUCUAUAUUGUGUCUGUCAUUCGCCGCCCUCGCCCCCCUUCCCAUCCUGCCAUCAGUUGAGUGUGACGAUAGAUGCAUUAUAACUGUAAAUCUGUAUAUGAUUCCAUUGGUAUAUCAACAAUCCUGAUGCCUCUGUCCCCUCUUUAACUCAUUUUGAGCAGCGAGAGAGAGAGCAGCAUAGUUGUAUACAUUGCAGUACACUUUUUUUAACAGUAAAGACAUUCAUUCAACGUUGUAUUUAAUCAACACGUUUUGGUUUGUCCUGUUUUCUUUUUUUUUUUUUUUUUUUUUUUACAUUUCAAUAAAUAAAAUGUGUGGCCACGUAUACAGCCUCCACUAUAGAUGCAUGGCUGUUUCACUGAUUUAUUAAAAUGGACCAGUGCAUUUAACUUAGUGUAUCAGAAAUUGGAUCAGUUCUUUUAGGGUGACCUUGAAGUUAAAAUACUUUUGUUCCAGACUUUUCUAUCUUAUGGGCACAUUUACAUUGAAUGGUUCCAAUUGAUCUGUGGGCUCUCCUUUUAAAAGAUAAGCAUGGGGUGGUAGUAUAAAGGAUGGGAUACGAUUUUUUUAAAAAGAAAAUAAUAAAGGCUAUAACCCAGGAAAUGUUUGAAAUUGUGCAGAUGGCUCAUGUGUCAGUCGAUACAAAAGAAAACUAUUUAAAUAAAUUGAACUUUGGGAUAAAUAGCUUGAUAAUAACAUGCAGUAAGAGACGGAGGGAGGAGUAAACAGAUGGUUGUAAUAUCUAGUUAUCAUUAUAAGGUUUUCCAGCGCAGACCUUUUUACAGGGUUAAUCUAGUGACCAAGCAUAGAUAACAGAAGACACAGUCUCUUAGUGGGAACAGGUAGAUAGGCCCGAGACUCCUCGAAGAAAGGGACCAUAUAUAUAUGAAAUGUACAUGAACAUCGUACAUGGAUUUUGUAUGAAUUGGUAUCCUUUCGUCUAUGUGCAUUACCAGAAACUAUUAUGCAUGCCUUGUUCUUUUGAUUUUUGAUGACCGAUACUCCAGAGAGAACAACAGGAGGGGAAAGAUGCCAAAAUUUACAAUAGGAGCUGAUUAUCAUGUUUUUUUGGUUUUUUUUUAUUAAGAAAAAAACGGAAUUGUGCUUAAUACACAUUUUUCUGUCCCUGUCCCUUUGUGUCUAUUUCAUUCCCUCAUGACUAUGUGAUGAGCUGUUCCAACAAGGGUGGGACUCGCUGUUGUUUGCAUCAUAAAAAUGUAAUAAAUGUUUUCAAUGAAUAACAGGCUUUAAAAUUGACCCACAAUGUAUUUUUCUUUUUGUUAUUUUUUUGGUGGAUCAGAAGUUAAUAAGUGUUCAGAUUAUUUCUUGGGUGAAAAUAUGAAUAAAACUGUCAAAAUACUCCCCUGAUACCUCA